UUCAAGUUAUAAUAAAAAAUAUAUAUCAAUAUUAUUUAGUAUGUCUUUGGGCCUCUCCAGUAACUUGAUCGUUUUUAUAAUAUCCUUAUAUGAUUUGUAUUCUAUAUCUAUAGUGUUUAUUAGGAUUUAGGACUGCGAUCACAGUAAGCGCAAAAUGGUAACAAUGGAAGACAAUACUAAGGAAAGCAACUCAGGGAAGCCGAUACGGUUCGUGUACUUUGAUGAUGCAAAUGGAAAAUUUAAGGUAGACCCAGAUGCCAUUGAUCUUCUUCAACAAAUCAAAGGACCUGUUGGUGUUGUUUCUGUAUGUGGGCCUGCUCGUCAGGGUAAAAGCUUUAUCUUGAACCAGCUUCUUGGUAGGAGCACUGGAUUUCAAGUUGGGUCCACCCAUCAACUAUGCACUAAGGGACUUUGGAUGUGGAGUGCACCAUUGAAGAAAAUUGCAUUGGAUGGAACUGAAUACAAUUUAUUACUGUUUGAUAGUGGAGGAACCAACACUUGUGAUCAAACAGAAAUAUACAGCACCCAGAUAUUCUCCGUGGCAGUACUCUUAUCGAGCUUGUUUGUCUACAACCAGGUAGGUGUUAUUGAUGAAGCUGCACUUGAUCAUCUCUCUCUUGUCACUGAAAUGACUAAGCAUGUUCAUCGUAGAGCCUCUCAAGGAAAGAACUUGGUCUCUGAACUUGGACAUUUCUCUCCAGUCUUCAUGUGGCUUUUAAGGGAUUUUUACUUGGACUUGACAGAGGAUAAUAUAGAAAUGAAACCCCAUGAUUAUCUAGAACUUGCUUUGAGCCCAGUGCUGGGUAGUGGAAGGGACAUUGCUGCCAAAAAUAAGAUUCGUGAGUCCAUUCGAGCUGUUUUUCCAAGUAGAGAGUGCUUUACUCUUGUCCGUCCUUUGAACAAUGAAACUGACCUUCAACAUCUCGACCGAGUUUCUUUGGACAAAUUUCGGCCAGAAUUUUUAUCCGGACUUCAUGCAUUUGCAAAUUUUGUUUAUGAGAGAACUAGGCCUAAGCAAGCAGGAGAUAAUGUUAUGACAGGACCUUUGCUUGCUGGUAUUACAAAAUCUUUAGUGGAUGCUCUUAACAAUGGUGCAGCUCCCACAAUAUCUUUCUCAUGGCAGGUCUGCACAAGAGAUUCAGUUAUAGAGACAGAUUUAGAAUGUUCAAAUGCUAUACAAGGCAUGGAAAAGAGAUUGCAAGAAGCUUGCCUGGCUACAGAUGCAAAGAUUGAAAACCUUGCCGUGGUUCUUGAAAGUCUUCUGUCCAAGUAUGAAGAAUCAGUUCAUGGUCCAACAAAAUGGCAGAAGCUCUCCUCCUUUUUACAGAAGAGCUUGCAAGGUCCUUUUCUCCACCAUGCUCAGAAGCUGAUAGAUGAGGCUUCUUUAGAGAAGAGCUCACUCAUAAUGAAAUGUCGCUCAAAUGAAGAUAAGAUUGAAUUGCUUCAUAAGCAGCUGGAGGCAAGUGAGAAGUCAAAAGCUGAAUAUCAAAAGUGUUAUGCAGAUGCUAUAGAUGACUUCAAGAAGCUAUCUAAUCGGUAUAAGAGCCGUAAAAUUGAUCUGGAGAGCAAGUCCAGUCUAUUGGAGGAGAGGUGUUCUAGUUCACUGGAAAUGUUGGAUUCUGCGAAGCAGGAAGCCUUGGAGUGGAAGAGAAAAUAUGAAGAGAUAUUGACUGCAAAAAGAGCAGCAAAUGACCAGGCUAACACCAAUACAGCUGUUUGCAAGUCUGGGAUUUGUGAAGCUGAAGCAACAGUUGCUGCUACUGCUGAACAAUCUCGAAUGGCUUUGAAAGAAGCAAAUGAAUGGAAAGAGAAGUAUGAUAUUGCUAUUAAUGAAGCCAAGGCUGCUAGAGACAAGGCAGCCGAGCAGGCAAAACUCAUAGAAGAAGAUGUUGCUGCUGCUGCAGAACAAUCUCAGCUGGCUUUGAAAGAGGCAAUUGAAUGGAAAGAGAAGUAUGAAAUCGCUGUCAAUGAAGUCAAGGCUGCUAGAGAGAAGGCAGCCGAGCUGGCAAAACUUAAGGAAGAGGAUGUUGCUGCUGCUGCUGAACAAUCUCGGCUGGCUUUGGAAGAGGCAAACGAAUGGAAAGAGAAGUAUGAUAUUGCUAUUAAUGAAGCCAAGGCUGCUAGAGAGAAGGCAGCCGAGCUGGCAAAACUUAAGGAAGAGGAUAUCGCUGCUGCUGCUGAACAAUCUCGGCUGGCUUUGAAAGAGGCAAAGGAAUGGAAAGAGAAGUAUGAUAUUGCUAUUAAUGAAGCCAAGGCUGCUAGAGACAAGGCAGCCGAGCAGGCAAAACUUAAGGAAGAGGAUGUCGCUGCUGUUGCUGAACAAUCUCGGCUGGCUUUGAAAGAGGCAAAUGAAUGGAAAGAGAAGUAUGAAAUUGCUAUUAACGAAGCCAAGGCUGCUAGAGAGAAGGCAGCCGAGCUGGCAAAACUUAAGGAAGAGAAUAUUGCUGCUGCUGCUGAACAAUCUCGGCUGGCUUUGAAAGAGGCAAAUGAAUGGAAAGAGAAGUAUGAUAUUGCUAUUAAUGAAGCCAAGGCUGCUAGAGACAAGGCAGCUGAGCAUGCAAGACUCAUAGAAGAUGUUGCUGCUGCUGCUGAACAAUCUCGGUUGGCUUUGAAAGAGGCAAAUGAAUGGAAAGAGAAGUAUGAAAUUGCUAUUAACGAAGCCAAGGCUGCUAGAGAGAAGGCAGCCGAGCAGGCAAAACUUAAGGAAGAGGAUAUCGCGGCUGCUGCUGAACAAUCUCGGCUGGCUUUGAAAGAGGCAAAUGAAUGGAAAGAGGAGUAUGGUAUUGCUAUUAAUGAAGCCAAGGCUGCUAAAGGGAAGGCAGCCGAGCAGGCGAAACUUAUAGAAGAGGAUGCUGCUGCUGCUGCUGAACAAUCUCGGCUGGCUUUGAAAGAGGCAAAUGAAUGGAAAGAGAAGUAUGGUAUUGCUAUUAGUGAAGCCAACGCUGCUAGAGAGAAGGCCACUGAGCAGGAAAAACUUAUAGAAGAGAAUCUGAGAGCCCAAUUCAACAACUCUUUGGCAGAAAAGGAUGAGCAAAUUAAGGACAAGAUAACUAAGCUUGAAGAGGCUGAGCAGAGAUUAGCCGCUUUGACUUUAGACUUGAAGACUGCUGAAACAAAGAUAGAAAGCUAUGUCUUGGAAUUAUCAGCUUUAAAGCAUCAAAUGAAAGAGUUGGCUGAAAAGUAUGACUUUGUCAAAGCUGCUGCUCAAUCAAUGGAGAGAGAAGCACAGACUCUGAUAGAUGACAGAGUAGAAUUGGAGCAGAAGUGCCUGUCUGAGUUGAAAAGAUUUGAAGAAGCACAUGAAGGUUGGAAAGUUGCAAAAGAGGAAGUUAUGGUAACAAAUGAAUUCAUAGAAGCAGAACAAUCAGAAGUGCUAGCUUCUCAAGAUGAAAAGCAUGAUGAAAAGCAUGAGUCUCAUCAGCUUACAAUAGAUAGACUUGCCCAGACCAGUUCACAUAUUCAUACCCAGGUUUUGGAGAGAGCAAAGAUGGGCCUUGCUGGUGAUAUUGAGAGGUCUACUGCAUUGGAGGAUUGUGCCAUGUCUAAGAUUGCUAUUCUGGAAGCAAUAGUCAAAGAGAGAGAUGAAGAGAUAGAGUUAUUGAAAAAGAAGUGUGAGCAAUUUGUAAAUACAAUUCCGACACUUGAGAGCAACUUGGAGUCUGAGCAUGCAGCACAUGCAGAGGUAAACAAAAUGGAGAAAGCACCUUUCUUACCGCUAGAGUCUCUGCAGGAAGGAUUGAACUUAGCUCAGCAGGAAUUAACUCCCAAUCAUUCACAUGGUUAUGCACAGGGCUCUGGGCUGAAAACUUAUUCUGGCAGGAAACAUCCAAGGCUAGAAGUUCCAGAUUUGAGUGUAUAUUCUCUCAAGAUGGAGACCCCUGAAGAAAUAACCAGGGAAAUGAAAAAACCCAAGAGCAGUUCGGCUAUGGCAAAAUGCACAACUGCAGAAAUUGAUUCUGUUUUCAGGGCAAGUGAAGAAGAUAGUGAAUAUGAGAAAGCUGCUUCAGUUGACUACACCAAGUUAACUGUAUGGAAACUGCGGCGAGAGCUUAAUGAACAUGGUUUUGGGGAAGAACUGCAAAAGCUGAGGUAUCCGAAGAAGAAAGAUGUCAUUGCCCUAUAUGAGAAAUUUGUCCUGAAGAAGUAACAACUUCAAAAUUCCUAUACCAUGUUUUUGGAAAAAUUGCUUGGUAAAGGUCCUCUUGUAUAUGCAUGUGACCCUGUUAGCUGUGCAAUAUAAGAAGGUGAAUUCUGUGGAAAAGAUUAUCCAUGAAACUCCUAUAGGUUAAUGAUCUGCGGGCAUUCCUAGCCGACCCGUCAGACGUGGAUCCAGAAAACUUCUAGGAUUUGAGAUUAGAGAACUAUCCCUAGUCAUACAACAUCAAGGAUGGGAGCAUUUCUAAAGUCAACUCAACCUUACCAUCUGACUUAUCAACAGAUGUGGUACUAUUACAUGUAGAUUUCACUUAAAUGAAGAAUUUUUUUGGUUUUUGUAUCAUAAUGUUCAUGUUGAAUCGCCUCAGCUUUUAGAGUUCAGUUGUCAUUGUAUUUGUUUCA
Messenger RNA from Ricinus communis (castor bean), 4557 nucleotides. RefSeq names its product myosin heavy chain, skeletal muscle, adult. Gene Ontology annotation, molecular function: GTP binding; GTPase activity. The record is from RefSeq and is a predicted model, not a curated record. Lineage: Eukaryota; Viridiplantae; Streptophyta; Magnoliopsida; Malpighiales; Euphorbiaceae. The transcript is spliced from 12 exons. The coding region runs from base 155 to 4147 and encodes 1330 amino acids.